AACUAUUUCAUGAAUGGAAAAUAUUGUUAAAUAGUGUGGGAAUCUUAUUUUUUAUUUCUUACAGCCAUUAGAAAUAACAAAGAAUCAUAACGCGCUUACCUUUUUAUGUUAAUGACAUAAAAACAACUGAUAAAUUAUUGAUGGUUUUCUUAAUGGCGACGUGAUGGUAACCAGCAGAAGGGAUAUUUCUAGUUAUUGAAAUGGAAUAUGGAGCUUACCAAGGUCAAACACCUGUAAAGUGUAAACAUUGCUUGAUAAACCAGUUACCUUGAUGUUGUUUACCUGUAAUUCAGCUCGUUGGCUAAUCUGGAUGUUUUAUACCUGAAGCCUAAAGUUAAUCAACCAACUACACCCGAAUGUUUUGAUGUUGUAUUAGAUCAACAGUGCAUUAUUAAUUACCUGUUACCUGGAUGUUACACACCUGUAGUUCCAUCAUGCAUCAGCUAAUCAGCUAACCAAGCGGUUACCUGUUUUGUUUUGAAUAAUUAGAUGUUGUUUACCUGUCAUCUGUAGUGCUGUUUACCUGUUUUAAUUAGAUUAAAUAUGGACGAGCCUUACCCAGCAGUACCAACAGAAGCAGUAGGGUUUUUAGGAGCAGUUGGUGUCUUUCUCUUUCUGCUUAUUAUAUUCUUCUUGUAUUUGAAUAAACUUCUGUGUUUCAAGAAUUGUGGAGGAUUCCCCUGUAUUGAUGCAAUUCCUGCAAAACAGAAGAACAAAUUAGGAGAAGACGAUUCAGACUAAUUGAUCAUAGCUACAGUAAGACCAGCAUAUCCAGUCGUAUCUCAAUGAUUAUUUACGGAACAGCAUAUAUGAUAGAUGAAGAUGACACAUCUAGUGACAGUGAUGACGAGGUUUUAAAACAUUAUCAAACCUCCUUGGCACAGGGAUUAAAAACCUCUGGCAGCGUUCGCAGCGCUCUGUCCAAAAAAAGUAAUAAAAGCUCCAAGAGUGGAAAAAGUUCCAAAAGUAGUAAAAGUGCAAAGAGUCAAGCAACUGUCAAAAGUCUAGGAAAACCCCAAGAUGAGGCAGCACUGGCUGAGCAAGGGCUGUGCACAACAGAAAUCCCAGAAAAAAUUGAGGUUGGUGCAGUCAGUGAGGCUGAAAGCGUUGAAGCAGACGAUGAAGGAAACAUGGAGGUUGCAGCGGAGGAAGUAGAAGUUUCACCAAAUGUAGAAGAAAAAACUGCAUUAGUUCCGAGUGCAUCUGCUGAAGGGAAACAGGCAGAGCAGAGAACAUAUGAGAAUAAGGCAUACCAAGAAGAGAAGUCACCGAGUAAAUCUCAGUCUUUUACAUCCAGUAACCCCUCUGUCUCUACAGAACGUCUCUCUAAUGAUGAGCAUUUAUUUGAUGUCAGUGACUUACAGAACGAACCUCCAUUAAUCUCGAAGUGUGGUAGUCUGGAAGUUACGUUCCGUUAUGAAGCAAAGCGUGGCAAGAUACACAUGAUGAUACACCAAGCUCAGGAAAUCCCUGCUAAGGAUCGGGGUGGGGCCAAUAAUGUACAAGUACGGGCGAUGUUACUACCAACCAAACGGCAGAAACACAAGACAAAGGUAAAGUCGGGAGAAAAUCCUGUCUUUAAUGAAGAUAUUGUUUUUAAUAAAAUUUUCCCAGAUGAUGUACAGAGCAUGGGUGUACGAUUCAGAUUGUACGGUGUCGAGAGGAUGAGGAGAGAGCGAAUGAUAGGAGAGAGCAUUGUGGGUUUUGCAUCGUUAAAUUUAGAUGAGGAGCAGACACAUUGGGUUGUGCUGGAACCGCGGAGUAAUUUGAGUGGAGAUUCAGGUUUUGACGUAGCGAGUUUAUCUCGGAGUGAUAGUGCCUCAUCUACGCAGUCCCUUCAACAUGGUGGUAUGCCAGAAUUAUUGGUUGGUCUCAGUUAUAAUGGUACAACAGGAAGAUUGGCUGUGGAGGUGAUCAAGGGAAGUAACUUCAGAAAUAUGGCAAUGAACAGAGCACCAGAUACGUAUGUAAAACUGACGUUAAUGUCACCAACAGGCCAGGAAUUACAGAGAUGUAAAACCUCAGUACGACGUGGUCAACCUAAUCCUUUAUUUAAAGAGACAUUCAUGUUUCAAGUUGCUUUAUUUCAACUACCAGAAGUCACACUCAUGGUGUCUGUUUAUAACAAGAAAAAUAUGAAGAAAAAGGAGAUGAUAGGAUGGUUCUCAUUAGGCAUGAAUAGUAGCGGAGAAGAAGAACAGGGUCAUUGGAGUGAUAUGAGAGAGAGUAAAGGGGGUGAUCAAGUCUGUCGUUGGCACGUCUUACUCGAAUCCUAGAGGAAUUCCUACGCAUUUCCUUGACCAUUUGUGGAAAUAUGUCAAGACGGAGAACUGUGUAAAUAGGCCUAUAUUAUAUUGGCAUGAAAAAAACAAUAUAGUGCAAUUUUCAACCAGUGCUUAACUUAAACUUCAAACAUUUAAUUCUGAAGUAAAUAACGGGAACCCAGACUACUAGCAACUUACAAAAAAAAUAAGACAUACAAGAAGGUGACACAAAGCUAGUGAUCAAAUUGUAAUAAUAUUAUUAACUUCAACAUAUUCUCCUUUCCAGUUAACAAAUUGACUGCUGUCGAAAUGUUUUCGAUUUUGAAGAUUUGGUGUACUUUGUUUUAGUCGUACGAACUUCGGAACACUAGAGAUUCUGAUCAGACGGAAAUUUACUUUUAUAUAAACCGGGAUUUUCCCUGAAUGUUAAAUCUCAGAAAAAGAUUUUUCUUGUGAAAUGUAUUAUAUGUAUGUGUACAUUAUGUCUUUGUAAAAAGAAAUUUACAAAUAUACAGAUACUUUCUUUUCUUAUAAAAUUUCUGUCAUAUCUAAAAUGUUGCCAUGGGAAAUAUUGUGUCAAAUUUAUACUAUUUGCAUUUAUUUAUUCCUUUGCCUGGCAUCCACUGCCCUUGAGAAACAUGGAUCUGUACCUGUGAUAUAACUAUCUAAUUGUGUCUAUAUUUCUAUAGACAUUAUAAACCAUACCCAACAGCAGUUUCAUAAUAUUUCUAAAGACAUUAUAAACCAUGCCCAACAGCAGUUUGAUUAUAUUUCUAUAGACAUUCAAAAACCAUAUAUCCAACAACAGUUUGAUUAUAUUUCUGUAGACAUUAUAAACCAUUCCCUAACAGCAGUUUCAUAAUAUGUCUAUAGACAUUAUAAACCAUACCCAACAGCAGUUUCAUAAUAUUUCUACAGACAUUCAAAACCAUACCCAACAGCAGUUUCAUAAUAUUUCUAUAGACUUUCAAAACCAUACCCAACAGCAGUUUCAUAACAACAGAAUAUUUCCGUGCCAGGGUUGAUGGAAAUAAUUUUGACCAUGAUCACAGUAUGCCAAUAUUGUAUAGCAUUCAACCAUAUAUGGUGUUUUCACUUGUAUAGAAAAUGGUUCUUAGCUCCAAUUUAAAAAAUCUCAACAAAAUCAUAUAUUGCUGUAAAAAGGAUUAUUCCUACAAAAUCCAACCAUAUAAUAUGGUGUUUAUCCAGCUAGUAAUUAUGGUUCUUGUUACAGAGGUCAACCAUAUAUGGUGUUUAUCCUUGUAAUAAUGGCUCUUGUUAGAGAGGUCAACCCUAUAUGGUGUUUAUCCAGCUAGUAAUUAUGGUUCUUGUUACAGAGGUCAACCAUAUAUGGUGUUUAUCCUUGUAAUAAUGGUUCUUGUUAGAGAGGUCAACCAUAUAUGUUUUUUAUUCUUGUAAUUAAGAUUCUUGUUAUGUUUUUAUUAAAUGGUGUAAAUAUAAUUUUAUGUUGUUAUAUUUGGUUGUGUUAUGAUAAAAAUAAAACCCACCAUAUUAUUAAAUAGGCAUAUUAUGAUAAAAAACCUCCCAAAUUAAAAGGUUAUUUAUUAUGAUUAAAACCCCUAAUAUUAAAUUGUUACAUAAUGAUUAAAACCACUGUAUAAUUAAAUGGUUAUAUUAUGAUAAAAACCACUAUGAUUAAAUUGUUACUUUAUGAUAAAAACCACUGUUAUUAAAUGGUUAUAUUAUGAUAAAAUUUACCUGUCAAUUCGAAUUUGAAGUUAUUUAACGGUAAGCAUAAUAAAUACAGUUCCAUUUAUAGUUUUUAUGCUUAAAAAUAAUUAUAAAGUAUUUUAAAAAUGGCUAAAUCCUUGGGAAAAAUGUCUUGCUAAUUCGAGUUAGAAUUUGACUGACUGGCAGGCCCUCUAACCUGCACCACCGACAAGGGGGGGGGGGCUGGGACCACACCAAAAAAUCCUGAUGAACAUUCUCAACCAACAUCUUACUCACUUCGCCACCGUGGCCCCGGUGCAGAUGAUAAAAACACCAUUGAAUGUAAUCAACAGUUAGAUCUCUCAUUUCAGACAUCGUACGGAUCGAUAAAAUAUUGCGGAUUACAAAGCAUGACAGAAUACUCAAUACUGAAACUUGCACAAUGCUCUGUCUGAAACAUGACCUGUACAACCGAUUUUGUUAUAUUCUGUUGUUAUGUUAAAAACACCAUUAAAGAUACAUUAUGGGAGAUAAGAUAAAGAGAUGGCAGUUCUCGCUAUAAUAGUUAAAAACUAGAUAGUGUAAAGGUAAUUUGCUGAAAAUUUCAGACAAAUUGAUCCACUAUGAGCCGAGAAAGAAGCCUGUGAAAUUUUUGCAUAGUCUCGGUUAUCAUUACUAAAAUCAUUAAUAUAAACAGCAUAGUCUCGAUUAUCCACUUUUUCUGAUUUAAUUAUCUUUGGCCGUUAGCGGCAUAUAUGAAUCUAUUCCAGCCUACAUCGAAGGCUAGCCUUGACAUCGAGAGUUUAUUAUGGUCUGGAUAAGUUAAUUAAUGUCUAAUUGAUAAUUUAGAUAACAUUUCAGGCCUAAAAAAAGACUUGUAAUAAGCAGAUUUUGCUCUUGCAUAAUGCAUGUUUAAAUGUAAUAUAUAAUUCUAUAAUAAUAUCAUAUUGUUAAUUUAUUUUAUUUGUUUAUAUAUAAUGUAUAUGGGUUGUGAUAAUGUACAGAGUCAAAUUGUGAACCAUGUAAGAAAUUGGAGCUGGUGUAUUUUUAGAGUUUAAGUAUAGGCUAUUGGAAUAAAGUAUUUAUAAUGUAGGUUGUGAACUGUACAGAGAAAUUUGACUUAUUGUAUCUAAAUAGGCUAUUGGGAUAAAAUUAAUUAAAGAUACAUUAUGGAAGAUUAGAUAAAGAGCUAGCAGUUCUCACUUUAAUAAUUAAAAACUAGAUAAUGUAAAGGGAAUAUGCUGAAAAUUUCAGUCAAAUUGCUCCACUCUGAACAAAGAUAUUAGGCCUAGCCUCGAUCAUCAUUACUUAAGUCGAUAAACAUAGUCUCGAUUAUCCAUUUUUGGAUUUAAUCAUUAAUGAGCGUUUUGCAGCCGAUCGCAUUAAAAUCCAGUGAAAAUCCGACACAUAGAUAGCAUCGAGAGUUGAUGAAGGUUUUUUCAUGUUAAUAAAUGUCUAUUUAAUAGUUUAUAUAACAUUUCAGGCCUAACCAAAGACCUGCAAUAGACAGAUUUAGCCGUUGCGUAACGUAUGUUUAAGUAUUUAAAAACAAGACGAAGAAAUACCUUACAGGUUUACUUUUCUUGCGAGUUUAUCUUAUAUGUAAAUUUGGUAAAGUACAUGUGUUUAUCAUGAGAGUAUAGGUGUUUAUUACAGCUUAAAGAAUAAAAAUGUUUGAUGGUCGUAUAUUAAAAGGGGGUGGUAAUAUAUAUUUAAUUCCAACUUCUAGUUUCACAUGAUAUAUAUAUAUAAAAAAACCACCAAUUGAUGAGAUUAAGAUGGAAACCAUAGUCACAGAACCCAAGUCACCCACACCCACCUGCCACGCCUGCUGAAAUACAUGAUAAUGUUUGUUGUUAUUUUUAUUUGGAUGUAUUGCUAUAUGUUAGUUUAAAAUUAUAUUCAACCUGUAUAAAUAAUAAUUUGUGGUAGCCAU
Molecule: messenger RNA, 5871 nt
Organism: Patella vulgata (common limpet)
Lineage: Eukaryota; Metazoa; Mollusca; Gastropoda; Patellidae
Product: synaptotagmin-16
Exons: 11
Coding region: 786-2276 (496 amino acids)
Source: RefSeq, a predicted model, not a curated record